AUGGGGGGUUCCAUGCUUUUCAUGAUGACUUUAAGUUGGCGAUUGUCUUUAAUUCCGUUUAUUGUUGUUCCGAUUAUUUUGGUUGCUUCCAAAAUUUUUGGUGUUUAUUAUGAUUUUCUCAGCGAAAGAGCCCAAGAAGCCAUUGCCCAUUCUAACGAUGUUGCUGAAGAAGUUAUUUCAACAAUGAGAACUGUUAGAAGCUUUGCUUGUGAAGAUUACGAGGCUGAACGUUUUUACGAUAAAUUAACCAAUACUUUGGGUGUUACAAAACGAAAGUCUUUUGCUUAUGUUAUUUAUCUUUGGGUUUCCGAGCUUUUCCAAACAAUAAUUAAUGUUUCUGUCCUCUGGUAUGGCGGACAUUUGGUACUUUCAGGGCAAUUAACAAAAGACUUGCUUGUUUCUUUUCUUUUAUAUCAAAUGCAAUUAGCUGAUAAUAUUAGACAACUUGGAGAGGUCUGGACAGGCCUAAUGCAAAGUGUUGGUGCUUCACGUAAAGUAUUUGAAUAUAUCGACAGAAAACCGGAAAUAUAUACAAGUGGUGAUUGUAUGCCUGAACGUUUAGAAGGCAAAAUAGAAUUCCAAGGAGUUCAUUUUGCUUAUCCUACAAGGCCUGAUAAUGAAGUUUUGAGGGGCCUCUCAUUUUCUGUAGAGCCGGGAGAAGUUGUUGCACUUGUAGGGCCUAGUGGAAGUGGAAAAAGUUCGUGUAUUGCUUUACUUGAAAAUUUUUAUUCUCCAAAUGGAGGUAAAGUGUUAAUUGAUGGAAUUCCUGUUUGUGAUUAUGAACAUCAUUAUAUACAUGAAAAGAUAGCAUUGGUUGGCCAAGAACCUGUACUCUUUGCUCGUUCAAUAUCAGAAAAUGUAGCUUAUGGUUUAGAUAAAUGUACAACAGUAGAUGUUGUUGAAGCAGCUAAAAUGGCUAAUGCCCAUUCAUUUAUUAUACAAACACGGGAACAAUAUCAAACUAAUGUUGGAGAAAAAGGAAGUCAAAUGAGUGGGGGGCAAAAACAACGCAUAGCUAUUGCAAGAGCUAUAGUUAGAAAACCUGCAAUACUUUUACUUGACGAAGCUACGUCUGCUUUGGUUAAUUUUAUAAACUUGAAAUUAAAUCAGAAUUUAAAAAUCAGAAACUUGAAGAAAUAA
Messenger RNA from Meloidogyne enterolobii, 1140 nucleotides. NCBI's taxonomy places the organism in Eukaryota, Metazoa, Nematoda, Chromadorea, Rhabditida, Meloidogynidae. The record is from the annotation of a GenBank genome assembly.